AUGGUAGGCGACAAGAGAGAGUAUGUCACUAAAACUGAACUUUUUCAAGAGUUAAAAGAGAUAAAAAAUGACAUUAAAGAAGUAAAAGAAGCUGUUAUUACACCAAACCAAAACAAAAAAGAGAUUAAAAUAACUGACCUAGAAGUUCAGGAAAAUAAAUUAGUUGCUCGAUUAAGUGAUGGUCGAGAGUCAAGUUGGAAAAUUGAGAGUUAUCAUUUUUACUUUCGAGUUGGCGAACCUCUAAAAGAGAAUGAGCCUGCUCACAUUCAUGUUCGUGGAGCCAAACAUGGCAAAAUCCAGUUUUGGCUAGAAAGAACCGGACAGGUGGACGACUAUCCUUAUGGAGGAGGGGCAGGCAUGGUCUUAAAAAUUGAACCAUUAGUAAAGGCUUUGGCUACUAUUCAGGAGGAUUACCCUAAUAGUUAUUUGAUUUUGCUUUCUCCACAAGGCAAAACCUUUACUCAAAAAGAGCAGAUUUCAAUUGGCGACUUUAUUACUAUGGGCGGGGAAAUCCCAGCUUUGGCUCUCACCGAUUCACUCAUUCGGGCCAUUCCGGGUGCUAUUCAACCGGAAUCUUAUCAGCAAGAAACCACUAAUUCUCGGUUAGAUUUUGCCACUUAUACUCGUCCCGAAAAUUUUGAAGGGUUGGAAGUUCCGCCGAUUUUGCUAUCUGGCCACCAUCAAAAAAUUAAAGAAUGA
Molecule: messenger RNA, 699 nt
Organism: Funneliformis geosporum
Lineage: Eukaryota; Fungi; Glomeromycota; Glomeromycetes; Glomerales; Glomeraceae
Source: the annotation of a GenBank genome assembly